Molecule: messenger RNA, 3394 nt
Organism: Toxotes jaculatrix (banded archerfish)
Lineage: Eukaryota; Metazoa; Chordata; Actinopteri; Toxotidae
Gene: dbt
Product: dihydrolipoamide branched chain transacylase E2
Exons: 11
Coding region: 444-1775 (443 amino acids)
Cellular component (GO): mitochondrion; cytoplasm
Molecular function (GO): acetyltransferase activity; lipoic acid binding
Source: RefSeq, a predicted model, not a curated record
GAAUGGGUCUGGUGCUAACAUCGAGCUAACGCUAAAGUCACGGUAUCACUCCGUCAGCCGGUCAGUUCCUUAGCUUAGCCUAGUAGCUGCUGCCGCCGUGCUAACGCCGAUGCUAAUGUUAACUUGUUGAAACAACAACAAACUGAAGCUAUGCUAGCUCACCGUCUAGCAGUUAGCACCAGUUGGAAGGUGAAGCAGCUACUGGGUCAGACGCUAACAGGCUAACUGAGGUUCAGUAGACACUGGUUCAGAUUCUGAUCCAGAUCCAGAUCUGUAUCCAAACGAAGCGUCUGAAUUCAUAACAGUGUCCUGUGAAGCUGACCUGUGUCCAGCUGAGUCAGCAGUACCGCCGCCGAUGUUUCCGGCUGCAGAACACAUCUGAGCGGACUCUGCGGCCGUUUGCCUUCACGUGUGACCGAAACCUCUGCGUGUUCAGCAGCAGGAUGCUGCAUACUGCUGUCGAGAGUCGAGGACCCAUCGUCCAGUUCAAACUGUCAGACAUCGGAGAGGGGAUCAUGGAGGUGACGGUAAAGGAGUGGUACGUGAAGGAGGGGGAUAAAGUUUCUCAGUUCGACAGUAUCUGUGAGGUUCAGAGCGACAAGGCGUCGGUCACCAUCACCAGCCGCUACGACGGAGUCAUCAAAAAACUGUACUACGAUGUGGACGCCACAGCCUUGGUGGGUAAACCACUGGUGGACAUUGAGACAGAGUCUGGUUCAGAGGUGAUCCAGGAGGAGGACGUGGUGGAGACGCCAGCUAUGGCUCGAGAAGAACACACCCACCAGGAGAUCAAAGGUCACAAGACCCAAGCCACGCCUGCCGUGAGACGCCUUGCCAUGGAGAACAACAUAAAGCUCAGUGAGGUAGUGGGGACGGGUAAAGAUGGACGGAUCCUGAAGGAGGACAUCCUGAACUUCCUGGCGAAGCAGACGGGAGCCAUCUUGCCUCCGACCCCCUUCCAGGAGAUCCAGACUCCGGGUCCAGGUCCAACUCCUGCCGCUGCCACCAAGCCUGCAAGCACUCCGGCAGCCAGCAGACCCCCACCCACCACACCCAAACCAGUAUUCACUGGGAAGGACGUCACUGAGCCCCUCAAAGGCUUCCAUAAAGCCAUGGUGAAGACGAUGACGGCGGCUCUGAAGAUCCCUCACUUCGGUUACUGUGACGAGCUUGACCUGAGCCGCCUGGUGGUCCUGAGAGCUGAACUCAGGUCUGUCGCUGAAGGUCGAGGGGUCAAACUGAGCUACAUGCCUUUCUUCAUUAAGGCUGCCUCACUCAGCCUCCUCCACUUUCCCAUCCUGAACGCCUCGGUGGACGAAGCCUGCCAGAACAUCACCUACAAGGCGUCUCAUAACAUCGGGCUGGCGAUGGACACCAGUCAGGGUCUGCUGGUUCCUAACGUGAAGAACGUUCAGCUGCUUAGCGUGUUCGAGAUCGCUCAGGAGUUAAACCGUCUGCAGGUGCUGGGAUCCACCGGUCAGCUGGGAACCGCCGACCUGAGCGGAGGAACCUUCACCCUGUCCAACAUCGGAUCAAUCGGGGGAACGUACGCUAAACCCGUGAUUCUUCCUCCUGAGGUUGCCAUCGGAGCUCUGGGAAAAAUCCAGGUUCUUCCUCGGUUUGACGGCGGCGGUCAGGUGGUUCCGGCUCACAUCAUGAAGGUCAGCUGGUCGGCGGAUCACCGCAUCAUCGACGGCGCUACCAUGUGUCGCUUCUCCAACCUGUGGAGGGAGUACCUGGAGAACCCGGCUAGCAUGGUGCUGGACCUCAAAUAAACAGGAAUGUUUCCCAUCAGCCCCAGGGAGGACAGAGACGCCACACUACCAGACCUUCACCUCUCCCCCCGCUGCCUUCGCUUCAUCUUUCUGUUGGAGGCCUUCCUGUUUUGCUCGCUGUCGUUUCCUUGUUGCCUUUGAGCGAGGCAUCGAAGGGAGGGGAAGAGGUCGGCCUGUCAAUCGUGUUGUUUCCAUGGCGAUCAGUCACGCACAGAGCGGAGGUUAGAGGUAGUUAGCGACCCAGGGUUCAGCUCUUCACUCAUCUGGACGUUUGAGUUCAGCUCUGAGCAGAUUCACAGGAUCAGUCCUCGCUCGAGCUGGAUGAUCUGUCGGUGCUGGAUCAUCCACCGAGGCGGGUUUCGCUGAAUGAUCGGUAUCGAUCACACCAAUAUCGAUCAGGCCCGUCAAUCAAUUUGCCAACCAACGACACGUUCUCUGUAUCUGAGCCUGUGAGCUGAAUCAUUGAGUGGGUUUUGAAGCGAAUGCUCAGGUUCUCCGCCCGAGGUCGCCUCCGUCACUUUGGCUAGUUAAGAAAUAAUCAGAAUCAUAAAAAUAAUCCAUCGAUGGAUCAAUAAUGAAAAUGAUCGGCUCUUGCGUGUUGAGUGAUUCGCUGACAUGAUCAAGUCAGAAGCUCCAGAACAGACGAAUGAUGAUGUGGUAAUUGAAUUAAACUUUAUUAGUAGUAACAGACACCAUGUGAACAGUCAGUUGUCCAUAGGCCGGUUUGGAUUGGCUGAUCGACCCUCCCUCAGUGAUUGGUCUGUCCUCUCUGCAGCUGGUGGGGUUAAAACGAAAAUCUGGACAAAAACUGACAGCUGUCCGAGUGAAGGUGAAGCUACACACUGUGUACUGUAUAAAACAAAUAGGACGUGAACCAGUGGGGACGUGGACUGUUGACCUGUGGUGGUCUGUGGGUCCCCCGGGGAUCCUAAACCACAAAGUGCCGUCUGGCCUCUGUUUUCAUCUCCUGUUGGUUCAGGGCAGAGAAACAGAAACACACUAACCUGACUCACACUGUUCCUACCUGUGUCUCACCUGUUCUCAACCUGCUGCUUAUUUCCACAUCCAGCAGCUGCAGGUCACUGCGAUCCUUCACCUGGAGUGGUCUCUGAGUCCACCUGAGGACUCUCAGUCCAGUGUCCCUCUCUUUUAGCUCUGUGUUUGGUCUCCACCAGCUCCUGAGGGAAACAUCUGGCUCUUUAGCUGCUGAACGUUCCUCCAUGUUCACUCUCUGGUUCUCUGAUGGUGAUGAGCUGCUCCUCUAGAAAACCUUCACUAAACUCCUGUAUGUCCCUGAAGCAGCUGGAUGUUUCACUCGUGUCUCCUGAACGUCUGUGUCCUGGUGGCUGCUGGGUAAAAAGCACAUGGUGUUGGUUGUAUGUUACGUGGUGUUUGUCUGUCUCAUGUGAUGAAAAUGUUUUUCCUGCCUUGUGUUUUUGUUUUUAGCGACACACUAAGAGUAAAGGUUUCACACCUUUACAGAGUUAGGUUUUAUAUUUUUAGGGAAUGUGUUGAUCAGUGUUCAGCUCCUGGCGUCUGAGAUGAUUCAACUCAUAAAGGUGUGAAGCGUUUGAACCCUGAUGAAAAACCGAAUAAAGCUGAAGUGCACAAACCUGAAA